This is a messenger RNA of Hyaloscypha bicolor E, 1038 nucleotides long. Its product is annotated as UBC-like protein. NCBI's taxonomy places the organism in Eukaryota, Fungi, Ascomycota, Leotiomycetes, Helotiales, Hyaloscyphaceae. Bases 1 to 1038 code for a protein of 345 amino acids. The transcript has 3 exons. The record is from RefSeq and is a predicted model, not a curated record.
AUGGUAUCGCAACGCCUAUCCUCCCUCUCCGCUGUGCGGAAACAGCAUUUGCUCGUCGAAUUCUCGAGUCUCAAGUACGCUGGUCCACACGGCGUGUUCAUGAGCCUCACACCGGGCGAUCCCACGCUGUGGUCCGGCGUAAUAUUCGUACGGAAAGGACCCUACGCCCCCGCAAUCCUGCGUUUCCAAAUCUCCUUCCCACCAACAUACCCCUCCCUCCCCCCUCUCGUAACAUUCAGCACCGACAUUUUCCAUCCCUUAAUCACACCCCUAACAACCUACAUGUACACGACCGAUAUCCAAGAUUCAGGAACCGUGUCUGCUACCGAUGAGGAACGACUCCCUCCUGGUGGAUUUUCGUUAAGGCAAGGAUUCCCAGCUUGGUUUGGGAGAGCGAGUAGCAGGAGGAGUGCGGAGCGGGAGAGGGUUAAAGGUAGUUUGCAGACUCCAUCAAGAGGGGGAAUGGAGAGUCCUGGGAGCGGGAGUGGGAGGACAGAGGAUAGUGGGGUUAGUGCGAGUGGAGGGACGGUGGGACAUGCAGAGAGGAGGAAGAGCGAUGUCAGCACGUAUGAUGUGCUGCGCUAUAUCCGUUCAACAUUUGAUGACGAAGAGGUGCUGGAUUCGGUACCGCUUGAAGCGGCGGGGAAUCCUGGCGCAUGUUAUGCGUGGAGGGCGUAUCGGGCGAAAUCUGGGAAGGUGUUAAAUCAUGAGGGAGCGGGGAAGGAAAAGAUGGCUUGGCAUGAUGGGUUGAGUGAUGGGGAAGACGACCACAGUGCUGGGGGGCACCAGAGGGUUGCUGGGGGUAGCUCAAGUCCUAUGGCGAAUAGAAGGCCUGGAGAGUGGAAUUGGGACGGGGUUUGGGAGAUUAGGGUUAAGAAGGGGGUCGAGGGCAGUCUUGCUGAGGCAGCCUUAUAUGGGAAGGAUGCCGGGGAUGAUCUUAUUAGGUUCUUGAGUAUGGAGGGGGAGGAGGUGGAGACGAUCAAGGAGAAUAUCACGAGAAGUCUUGAGGUAGAACCGCAGAGGAGAGGGGUUGCCUAA